Messenger RNA from Rhopalosiphum padi (bird cherry-oat aphid), 591 nucleotides. RefSeq names its product loricrin-like. Bases 1 to 591 code for a protein of 196 amino acids. The transcript has 2 exons. The record is from RefSeq and is a predicted model, not a curated record. Lineage: Eukaryota; Metazoa; Arthropoda; Insecta; Hemiptera; Aphididae.
AUGCGCCAUUUGUCGGAUGCCUCCGAUUUCCGAAUUCAGAAAGCCGCUUCUGUUAGACAGGAUGAAAGUGUCGAAUGGUCACACCACUACCGUUUUUCGUCGUCGGCGAUGCCCGUCAUGCUUUUCGGCAGCACGGACAUAGUAGGUCGUGUGCGUGCAAUAGACGAUCGACAUGUGGAGGAGGACAUCGAUGGACGACUACUGGUCGUGGCGGUUACCGUCCAAAUCCUAAUUGGAGGUGGUGUCACGGUUGCAGGUGGCGUCCACUGUAAUUCGUACGGUGGUUCAUCGUCGGUGGUAUCCAUUGACAGUGGACAGUUCGUAGUCGUAGUGCAUGGAGGUAGUGUCGUCGUGCGCGAGGUAAUCUGCAGCGACGGGCACGGUGGCAACGUACAUGUUGACGAUAGUGGUGGUGGUGUUGGUGGUGGUGAUGGUGGUGGUGUCGACAACGGUGGUGGUGGUGACGGAAGUGUUGGCGACGGACACGGCGAAGAAGGUAGCUUCCGGAAUGGCCACGGAAGCACUAUCGGACAUCGGAUCAUGGACGUCGGCCGCUGUGGACGGAACGUGGUGGUCUCCGGCAGCGAUUGA